Suillus clintonianus is the source of this 1391-nucleotide messenger RNA. RefSeq lists its product as uncharacterized. Bases 151 to 1068 code for a protein of 305 amino acids. NCBI's taxonomy places the organism in Eukaryota, Fungi, Basidiomycota, Agaricomycetes, Boletales, Suillaceae. The record is from RefSeq and is a predicted model, not a curated record. The transcript is spliced from 5 exons.
GCAAUUCGCUUCCCUUCUGCUCUCAACCAUCCACCAAAGGUGAUUAACAAGUGCAAAAGCAGUCAGAGAACACUGAUAGAUUGAUUCUACCAACAACAGCGUUUGACUUCAGGAUCAUAUUUCACUGAUCUUAUUCCCGGGCCGCCCAAAAUGAAAGCUAGAGAGUAUUGCUGUUGUGCAAUCCCCUUGGUCAAGGCUGGCAUAUAUACCACGCUGAUCGAACAAUUCUCUCUUGGGAUUAUCAUAGGCACCCUUUCUGUUGGAACACCUUCCAUUGUUGGAGCAGCAACUCCGUCAUUCGCCCCGUGGCUUCUUGCAAUAGCAUGCUACGUGGGCGCUGCAAUCCAAGUUCUUGGAUUCAUAGGUGUAUAUAAGGAGAAACCCAUCCUUUUUCGCCGCUAUGCCACUCUACACUCCCUCAUCACCAUCGUCGCUUUCGCAAUUGCCGCGGCGUGGGUCAUAAUCUCAGGCAGUCGUCACUCGACUGCUUUGUCCAACUGCGAGAAGAAUUUCUAUCCUACAGCAUCCAAUGGUAGCAAUACUUCUGAGGGUCAGACUGUCUGCGACAUCAUCACGUGGAUUGAUGUCGGGCUGAUGGCCGGUGCUUGGGUCUUCUUUGCCCUUGUGCAGGCAUAUAUGCUCUUUAUUGUUUCAUCUUACGGGAGCGCACAAAGGCGAGAUUACGAGAAGUACGACGCUCUCAAUGAUACCACGAAGCCGCUGACGGAUAAUAUUCCGAUGUCUGAUCGUGGUGAUCCUUGGGACUACAGAGCGUCUGCCGAGUACGAGGAUGGCCGCGGUCAUAUGCGAAACGCAAGUACGGCAUCAACCAUGAACGCUCCAUUACAGAAAGAAACUUACGCCGAUGGUCAAUCUUAUCUUACGCCCACCUAUCCCCCUCAACCUCAGACGCAAUUUGAGCGGCAGCAGUCGACGCGAACUGCCGUUUCACACCCUUCGAGCGCAUCUCAGAGCCCUCAGCCUAAUCCAUAUGCUGACAACCAUUACGGCUCAGGUGGUUCUCUCGGGCAACCUGCAACCACUCAGGCCCACCCCGGUGUGUAUUGAUUCCUCGGUCGCUCAUCACAAUCGCCAUUGUGCCGACUUGAAUGAGCGGCUUAAGGUUCCUUCUGUCGCCCUACGCCACGAACGGUCAAUACCACCACGUUUCUGUAGCGGAAGGAAACUCUCUGAUUCCAUCAUUGAUUCGUGGACUUCUUAUGGAGUGUGUAACAUUCCUCCCCCAUGAACGUUUAUUUGAAACUUGUAGUAUACCGAUCGCGAUACAUACAUUCGUCUACACGGACAUCUAUCUUUACGGCUAUCUCUUUGGCCUGAUGUAGAAUCUCUUGCCCUGCCACUCCUGAAGUUACUAUGUUUCCUCCUCAUCU